Messenger RNA from Porites evermanni, 1473 nucleotides. The record is from the annotation of a GenBank genome assembly. NCBI's taxonomy places the organism in Eukaryota, Metazoa, Cnidaria, Anthozoa, Scleractinia, Poritidae.
AUGCCAACUAAUUGUUGUGUUCCAGAAUGCACGAAGAAGGGAUAUCGAGAAGAAGAUGGGACAAAAGUAUCAUUCUUUAAAUUUCCGAUCGAGAACCCGAUGAAGAAGAAGUGGCUACACGCAAUAAGGAGAGAAGAAGGAAAAUACUUCAAGGUAACUAAAAGCACAAGGGUUUGCUCACGACAUUUCAGGGAAGGCGAUAUAAAAAAAUCCCUUGCUGGGAAAAAUGAACUAAAAGACGGAGUUGUUCCCUCUGUUUUUCCGUGGAUUCGAACAUCGCCACGUAAAAGAAAGGAGCCGAUGGAAAGACACUUUGAAGAGACCGCUUCGAAAAGUGCAUCAAGGAAAUUGUCUUCUUCAGUUGUCUUGGAAGAAUUAUCAAAUGAAAUGGUACCAGAUGUAUCGGAUUUAAGCUCACAAUUUGAAAACGUAGAAACACAAACUGAUUUGACCGAGCACGAAGCCUACUUGACGGAAAUCAUUGACAACAAUAACAAAAGGAUUUAUGAGCUAGAACAAGAAAUCGAUGAACUUAAGCGUCAGUUGCAAGAUACCCAGCGGCGGAAUGAUGCCCUUAAUAAGAGACUGUUUACCUUUGAAAACUUAAAGUCAAAAGAUUCCAAUGCUGCUUUUUAUUCCGGCUUCCAAACCUGGGAUGCUUUUAUGGCUGUUUUUGAGUACCUUGAUCCAGGGGAGCGAGGUGAGAACAUUUCCUUCUGGCGGUCUUCCACUGACGUCACAUCUGAUUAUAGCGAGGACCAAACGGAUGAAUUACUAACGAAAAAGGGGAGAGCUCGAUCUUUAAAGCCCCUUGACGAAUUUUUUAUGGUGAUGUGUAGGCUGAGGCAAGGAUUUCCUGAAGAUCAUUUAGCUAACUUAUUCAAUGUAUCAACACCCACAGUGAGUAGAAUAUUUAUCACAUGGGUCAAUUUUAUGUACUUUAAGUUUGGACAAAUAAGCAUUUGGCCUAGCAGAGAAAUAAUCAACACAACAAUGCCUGAAAGUUUUAAAAGCAAGUACAAGUCGACAAGAGUCAUAAUUGACUGUACUGAGAUCAGAUGCCAAAUGCCAAGUAGCUUACAACUGAAUGGAGAACUUUUCAGUUCCUAUAAGAAUCACACAACAUUGAAGGGCUUGGUUGGUAUAUCUCCUGGGGGAGCAAUCACAUUUAUUAGCCAACUUUACACCGGUUCAAUCUCGGAUCGAGAAAUUGUACGAAGGAGUGGUUUUUUAGAGCUUCCAUUUGACGAUAAAGACUCAAUUAUGGCAGAUAAAGGAUUCACAAUUCAGGAUUUGUUGCCUUUGGGAGUUACUUUAAACUUGCCACCUUUUCUUGGAGCAUCUGCACAGAUGGCUGCAGAGGAUGUGGUAGCCACCCAGGAAAUCGCUAGUUUAAGAAUUCAUGUUGAGCGUGCCAUAAACAAGAUAAAAAACUUUCACAUCUGGGAUAGAGUUGUUCCAUUACAUCAGAUG